AUGGCUCGACCCCGCGUUUCGAGGGUUCGUAGUGAACCAGCACUCAUUCGGCGCCUCUUGUAUUUGACGCUCUUCAGCGACUGCACGACCGGGGCUUUCUCGCUUGUUUUCCACGGUAGAAAAACAGGAACCACGAAAAGCACGAAGUUGCAGCCAACAGCCGUUGACUUCGGUUCACCAGUGCAGAUUCAAAUCGAACAUUCAAAAAAUGCAGCUACAAUUCCUACAACUACAGGAGCAGCACAGGUCCUGGAGCCAACGGUACUAGUAGAAGUUUUGCUAAGUGUCGCGUCCACGCCAGCACAGCAUGAGCGGGGUUUGAUGCACCGAGCCGAGCCCUUGGCUAAGCGAGAAGGUAUGGUUUUCGUCUACCCAACGCCGGCAAAAAGAGUGUUCUGGAUGAAAGACACGUUGAUUCCCCUUCAAGCCACGUGGUGGGAUCAAAACGGAGUCUUACGCGAACCGGGAAUGGAGAUGCAGCCAGAGGACCUUUUAUGGACUACAAUUAUGUCUGAUAUUGGAUUCUGGAAUCCUUUGAGCAAAUCAUGAACAGAUCAAUGUUCUUACCUUGUUGGGACGGUAGGGAGAGUUCAUGAACAACUCAGUGCAAUUUUGCUAUUUUACGUUCAGGAAGUAUCUAUGCUGUAGAGUAUAAGUACAAAAGUCGUGCGUCUGAGGAUCUUCUUAACACCAGCAUUUCUUCCCGUGCUUCCCACUUCCUUGUUCCUUAGGUAAUUUCGCUUUCAUGUACAACUUACGUGUGGAGCCUGAGCUCAGAUAUCGUCUACGGAAUCGAAUUCCCGCCACAUUUUCUCGCAGAUGCCGGUCUCAACGAUCCUGGGAACGUGAGAAUAGUAAAUCUUGAUGCCAUCAAAAACGUUGUGCAGUCCCGUGGAGGUGCCGCCAAUGGGCUGCGAUAA
This is a messenger RNA of Amoebophrya sp. A25, 920 nucleotides long. The record is from the annotation of a GenBank genome assembly. Lineage: Eukaryota; Dinophyceae; Syndiniales; Amoebophryaceae.